Molecule: messenger RNA, 2309 nt
Organism: Gadus morhua (Atlantic cod)
Lineage: Eukaryota; Metazoa; Chordata; Actinopteri; Gadiformes; Gadidae
Gene: deaf1
Product: DEAF1 transcription factor
Biological process (GO): regulation of transcription by RNA polymerase II
Cellular component (GO): nucleus
Molecular function (GO): DNA-binding transcription factor activity, RNA polymerase II-specific; DNA binding
Source: RefSeq, a predicted model, not a curated record
GCUCGCUCGUUUUCUUUCGGUCAUUUCCGGUGCACCUCUUUCCUGUGCGCAGUGCAUGAAAAAUAUAAUAUUCUGAGUCGCCAUUUAUAGACUUGAUGAAGCCAGCAAAGUGUCUCUAAAUGUAAUAUUCUAACCGUAUAAUCCCCUUUAACAAUAACCUCGUACGUCAUCGUCAGCGGGAUCGGUUAGAACAGGUGAGGAUAGGUUCGGAUAGGUUCGGCUCCAGUCGUGCGUCGGCGGGUAAGGAAUGGAUGAAGAAACCGAAGCCGAGUCGGCGACGAAGGCACUCGGACCCGAGUCGUCCGACACCGAGUCGGAGGCCGAAGUGAGCGUGACGCUGCUCGGCGGCGCGGAGAGCCUCGACCUGGGAGCCGUGGCGCUGCCGAACGAGGAGGCGGCAGAGGCGGCGUUCGGAGAGGUAACCACGGUAACAGUGGGUGAUGUACAGUCGUCGUCGGAGACGGUUUUCACCACGACGGGGAGCCUUCCAGAACACGUGUUUAGCGGGCGGACCACCCUGCAGCUGGCCGAGGGGCUGGGCUCCCAGAAGGCCACCCUCAUCGUGGUCCACGCAGAUGGCAGCAUCGUGGAGGCUGCUGGGCUCAAGGGCGCUGCGGCAGCACUGGCCUCCGCGGGCGGCCAGGGGGCCGUGCUGGCGGUGGCGUCGGAGAAGGACGGCGGCUCCAAGUACAACUGGGACCCCUCAGUGUUCAACAGCCAGCUGCCGGUCCGCUGCAGGAACACCAGCGGGGUGCUGCACAAGAGCCGUCUGGGCUCCGGGGGCAAAGGUCGCUGCAUCAAACACAACAACAAGUGGUUCACGCCCACCGAGUUCGAGGGCAUGGCCGGCCGCGCCAGCAGCAAGGACUGGAAGAGGAGCAUCCGCUACGCCGGGAGACCGCUGCAGUGCCUCAUCCAGGAGAGGAUCCUUAACCCCCACGCAGCCUCCUGUACAUGCUCUGCCUGCUGUGACGACCUCAACCUGUCUUUGAAGGAAGGAGAUUCGUUGGAAAGUGAAAACAUCAGCAUGACUGGCCCGGUGAGACUCUUCGUCCCCUACAAGAGGAGGAAGAAGGACUCUGACUCCUCGGAGAAGAAGGAAGACCUUUCACCCAAGAACAUCACGCUGACCCCGGGGGCAACCUUCACGGUGUCUCCGUCGGGACAGAUCACCACCUCUGGAACUUUGACCUUCGACCCCCCCACCCCGUCAGAGAGCCCCGCCCCCAGUGACGUCUUCACCACCACCACAGUGCUGAGCUCCCUCCCCGCAGCGGUAACCUUGCGACGCCCCCCCCUCCAGUCCAAAGUGUCUGCCCCUCCCUCCCCAGGGGGGCUGGUCAACGGCCUAGAGGUCAUGACCUCUCUGGUGCCUGGCGACGGCGAGGUCACCAUGGCGACGGGGGCGGGGCCGGGGCUGGGCGACGCCCCAAGGGGCCCUUGGCUCUACCUGGAGCAGCUGGCUGACACGUUGCUUGGCAACGCCCAGCAGCUGAAAGCUCUGAUAGGGCAGGCCAAGCAGGAGGCCGGCCAAUCAGAGCACUUUGCCUCCGGUCACCUGACCAGGAAGGAAGUCAGCCAGUUCCAGAGUGUUUCAUUCCAGACGAACGAUCCAGAGACCAAGAGAAGCUCCGACCUCACAGAGAUCACCAUCAAUCAGAUGUGUGUGAACUGCGGCCGCACGGCCAUGAGUGAGUGCGCCGGCUGUCACAAGGUCAACUACUGCUCCACCUUCUGCCAGAAGAAGGACUGGAAGGAGCACCAGAACAGCUGCCAGCCGGGAGCCGCUCUGCCCCUGGAGGACGACCCCCUGGCCAGCAUAGAGAUCACCAAGGUCCUGGUGUAGCCCCCACCUGGACCAGGUCCCCAGCAGAGACCCCCAAGACUCCCCCGAGGGACCCAGCAGACCCAGGAGGGCCCCCCCCAGGAACCCCCUUGAGGAGCGUUCUCCUCUUCGUCAUUCCUUCAUCGUCUGAAGGGGUCCCUCCCAACCCGGCUGGAUCCCUGGACCAGCUCCAUUCCAGGGGGUCUGGACCAGCUCCGGGGGGUCUGGGGUGUCCAGUCAGACCUUCAUGUUUACACUGGGCAUUAAAAGACUCAUUUAACGUAAUGAACCGUGGGUCUGACGCCGUGACGCAACCAGCAUGAACUAAAGCAACCAUUCAGCGUUCCUCACCACAUCUCACAGCCUGGCUGAUGUUUUAGUUCAUCUCUUUUAAUUGUGCUUUUCGUUUUUCCCAGAGUGUGUAUCCUGGACCUCCGUGUUGAUCAGAGUAGUCCUGAUACAUCAAUAAAGAGUGUGUACUGUU